Molecule: messenger RNA, 4901 nt
Organism: Blastomyces dermatitidis ER-3
Lineage: Eukaryota; Fungi; Ascomycota; Eurotiomycetes; Onygenales; Ajellomycetaceae
Product: thiazole biosynthetic enzyme, mitochondrial
Exons: 3
Coding region: 2025-3038 (337 amino acids)
Biological process (GO): thiamine biosynthetic process
Source: RefSeq, a predicted model, not a curated record
CGUACAACCAGCAUUAUAGCAAUCCACGAUUAUAAUAUUGAUAGAUCCUCAAUUGAAACUUUUUCUGAUGCGGAAUGCUUUAUGGAUACAACAAGUACCAUCUGAAUGGUAAAGUUCCUCCUAUAGGAGAAACUCAAGAUGGAGGAGGAGACAGACAAUAAGCCCCUCCCCGCCAAAUCCAACUCUAGGAGCACAGCCGAAGGAGUUAAGACCUGGAAAUCGCAACCCGACAGUGUCCAACCCACACAAUCAUUGCUAGGUCUCAUAAAGUGGAUAUAUUACCCUAGCAUUUCUUCUGUGCUCCUCGUUGUUGGCCAGGUUCGAUGCCCAAAUCCGCGUCCUCCAUCUCCUCCCUGAGGAUGGUGCAAUCUCACAACCCAUCUUCCAUGAUCACCUUCUGCCACGAUGGGGCAAAGGAGUAGUCUCACAAGCAGACUGACAUGGUCACACUUCAUGUUGGAGAUGGUGAGGCCGUCAGCAGCUUCCUUGGGGAUGUUAAGCUCUAGGCCCGGAAGCUGCGGAAUGAUUCUCACGAGGGCGCAUUGGUGCGAAAGGAGAGUGCUGAGAUGAUUCAGCGAUCCAAGAUAUUCCCCCAGUGAGCGGUCCCUCGAUGCAAUUUGCAAAGGAUAGGGGCGGGAUUUACUCUAUGAGUGCUGCAUAGAUGUACCCUGAUUUUAUUUUUCGCACCAUUGCUCAAGGGCAGAGGGGAGGGAGGAUCCUGAUUCCCAGCCGACGAAACUUCCCGCAAUGAGAUCAACUCGAUAAGUUCUUACGUUUGAGGUAUGAUCAGUGUAUUUAUGGCUUUUGAAAUAUCGCUUGCAUGCAUAAUAGCAGUCGGUACCUUAUGUUCGCUCAAUGAUUUAUACCUUAUGUAACUUACUAUGUUGGAAUACAAUACCCCGGAUAAACCACGCACCGCUCGCUACCGAGUGAAAAAUAAGCAAUAUGUUGCCUCUUGCAGCCCAGAGAUUUCACGGAAUCUUCCCACAGUAUCCGCUGUAGCCACUAAACCAAGGGAGGGUAGCAGUAGUAGACCUGGUUAUAUAAAACUUGAUCUUUUCCCUAUCUCAGGUAUAGAGGCGAAUUGAAACUGGAGAGCCUCAGGAGGUUCAAAUUCCUUCCAGUCGAGUCGGUCCUUGUGAUGCCCGGAUUUCACACACCGAACGAACUUCCGGCCCUGGAGCGGAGAGUGAUUCAAUGCUCGGGAGCUGUACUAAUUAAUGUCCAAGCCCAUAAUCCCUAAUCCCCUUCGUAUAUCGCAACGAGUAGCAGUGGUGAUGCCGACUUCGGGACAACCUACCUCUCCCGGCCCGAAAAGGCGCCAAGUAGAGUUCACGGUAAAAGAUGCCUUUGAGCUCUUCUUGCCAAUACUAUUGACUUGAAUGAGUGAUAACCCCCACUUGGUAUUAUUUGCGUGUGUUUGUUCUGGCCAGUCACCAGAGUCACAAGUUUGCAGCAAUCCUCACCGGGCUGACUCAGCACAACCCCUCCUUUCCGCGGCGCAGGUAUAUAAACCUCCCACUUCCCCAACAAAUCCGGCAUUCUCCUCCAUCUCUACUCAACACCUCUCAUCCCCAGUAUUGGUAUUAUUCGACAACCGAAUUCGUAACCUAAUCCACCCAAUUGAUCCGAAGCUGAACUGUACUUAUAGCAUUGACUUGACCAAGUUCAUCUGGUACAUCUCUCACACAAGAUGGAAGCCAUGAAUUUUCCUCAGCUGGGGACAAUGUCCAACCAUGAUCAAGGUAUCUCAAUGGAGUAACUCAUUUGUGCAUGAACCGGUGUUCGUUCCCUCACCCCUCCCGCGAAUAGCCGCAUCCACCUCUUCUUCGACCCCAACCCACUAAAGGGCGAAAAGAGAGAUGUUGUUAUGCUACGGGAAGGCUCUGAGGCUUCGUUCUGAAAUCAUACGGUCAUAACUUGAUCUGGAUAAUACCAGCGAAAGGAUCAUGCCUUCUUUCUCCCCUUACCCCCAUAACCCCGAACUGUACUCCUAACAUGGUGCAUAUAGUAUCUCUUGAAAAAUGUCUCCUCCAUCUGCAACAUACGACGUGGUAGUUCCUCCAGCUGUUCUUGCUACCAAAACCAACAAGCCCACCACCACCACCAAUGGGAGCCUUACGAAUACCGGCACCAUUUUGGAUGAAUUUGCUGGAAAAUGGGAUGACUUUAGCUUCGGCCAUAUUCGCGAGAGCCAAGUCUCCCGCGCUAUGACGCGCCGCUACUUCAAGGAUCUGGACACCUAUGCUGAGAGUGACAUCGUGAUUGUCGGUGCUGGAUCCUGCGGUCUCAGCACUGCCUAUGUCCUGGGCAAGGCACGCCCGGAUUUGAAAAUUGCCGUCAUUGAGGCUUCCGUUUCCCCUGGCGGUGGUGCGUGGCUCGGUGGCCAACUGUUCUCCGCCAUGGUCCUCCGCAAGCCGGCUGACCGUUUCCUUGAUGACCUGGGGGUUCCGUACGAACAGGAACCCUCCAACCCCAACAUGGUCGUGAUUAAGCAUGCUGCUCUUUUCACUUCCACCUUACUCUCUAAGGUCCUCUCCUUCCCAAACAUCAAGCUCUUCAACGCCACUUGUGUUGAGGACUUGGUCACUCGCCCGUCCCCAAUUCCGGGCGACACACAGGGUGUUCGCAUUGCUGGUGUCGUGACCAACUGGACACUCGUGACUCUUCACCACGAUGACCACUCCUGCAUGGACCCCAACACCAUCAACGCACCUCUGGUCAUUAGUACUACCGGCCACGAUGGCCCUUUCGGUGCGUUCUGCGCCAAGCGCCUCGUGUCCAUGUCUGCAAUUGAGAAAUUGGGUGGCAUGCGCGGGCUGGACAUGAACUCGGCCGAGGAGGCGAUUGUGAAGAAUACUCGGGAGGUGACCAAGGGGUUGAUUAUUGGAGGUAUGGAGUUGAGUGAGGUUGACGGGUGGCACCGUAUGGGCCCGAUCUUUUCGGCCAUGAUGCUCAGUGGAGUGCGUGCAGCGGAGGUUGCGCUGGAAGUUUUCGAGGAGCGAAAGAGAGAGUGUGCUGAUCCGAAUGGGUAUUGAUUUCUGACCUUCAAAGCCUGAAAAGGGCUGGAGGCGAAGGGAAAGUGGAAACGGAAGGAGUCUUCCAAAAUAAUGCGAACACGUCAUGGGAGGAUAAAAAUGUAUUAAAUGCUUGUCUGCUUGUUCAUGGGCCGGCACAGAGUCCCUUUACUGUCGUUAAAGCAGAUAUUUCGUCCCUCCCCUUAGGGAGGUGAUAUUAAUGUAUGUACAUGAGUGCAUUGGACAUUGAUAGUCAAAAACUUGCAAUAGUAUCGAAAUUGCCCACAUAACAAAAUAAAUGUAGAAUAGAUAAACGCAAGAGGUGCCCACCUUUCGUAUUCCCACCAAUUGUUAAUUGUAUAUAGGGAGGGGCUUAGGAAAUAAACAUGACCAAAACUAGAAACAAAACGUGACUCACAUAAUCACCCACCCACAGUCCAGUUGGAUACUAGAAAUGCAUCCGUCCGCAAUUAGGAAAUCUGAUAUAUAAAACACAUAAUCAUAUAAUCAUAUACGAAAAGUAAUGGCAACAUUCCUCAUGAAACUCAAACGGAAAUAUUAGAUCAAUAUCAUCCAUCAAAAAUAUUAAAAAGAAGUUUUUGAGAAAGGGUAAAUACGACGAAGAAAGAAAACAAGGAGUAGAGAACCUCCGCCGCUCCGUUUCCAAAGCUCUCAGGGACACCAACCUCUCUGUACCGGUUUCGGCGAUCUAUGCUCCUCUUCAAUAUCCAACCCCAACCCCAACACAGUCCUCCUCGCAUUCCGAAUCUCCCACUCAAACUCCUUAAGCGCCCGUAACUCACUGCUCACAAACAAGCCGCCAAUCAACCCAUCAAUGGUCCCCGCGACGAGGCUCAGGGAACUAACCAGGCAGAGAAUGAACGAGACAAACGCGUGCGGAGACCACCAUACACCAACCAAGCAGGCGAUGGUGAUGACCAGGGAGACAAUAAAGUGGCCAAGGCGCGCACGGCGCUGGAAUCGCUCUCGGCCGGUGUAGGCGGAUAUCAUAUGGAGGAUCUGGUCGUACAUACCUGCCAUGCGCGUUACCUGCUGUUGUUGGUGGGCUACGGCCGCACUCGCGGUCGACUUCGGGUUGGCGUUUGGGUCCCUGGCGUUUUCUGCGGUGAUGCGUGUGGUUAUGCACGCGGAGGACCUGGAUCGGAUGGACUCGAUGUGUUUUUGGAUGGGGAGGAACGAAGACAGGUCUUCCUCGCUAUCGUCGUCUUUGGCUACAUCUAGCGUGAUUGUGGCUUCUACGCCGAAAUGGUCGCUUAGUGAGCAGUGGAGGGUUGGGUGUCUUUCCAUCAUGGAUACACGGGCGGAGACAAUGGUCCAUUUCCUAGGCGAGGAGAAGUUGCUGUACGCGCCGUCUCCGAUGAAUAUGUAGUCGAGACGUUUCCCGAGGGGGUCAGGAAGUUGGCCGUCGACUUCUAUAUGACCUUCGCGCUUGAGCCUCUUUUGCUGUGAUUUGUUCCAGCGCCACGUAUUGAAAAUACCAUCGCACGUAGCUCCGUUUUCGAUGAUAUUGAAAUCAGCAGAUGGGACCGGCUUCUUCCUGGCCAUUUCGACGGCGUCUACCGCUGCGCCAAUAGAUGAGUCCGGGUGUAGAUGGAUCCAUACAUCCUUGACUGGUGCAUGCGAAGUAAUGAGUCGGUGAGCAAAGGAUUGUGGAAGCAUGUUAAAAUCCCCUAGCCCGAUGACCAGAUGCCCCCUUUCGGCAGCGGCCCUCAUUAAUUUGCCAAUUUCCCACGCCUGCGCUGUUCUAUGGCAGAGAUAGGAAUCUCGCGGUUCCUUUUCAUAGGGCGCAUGAAGAUGUGUACAGAAGACUUCCGCAGUAUCAGUAGGCGAAGGUCCAAUACGGAUCCUAGCGCAUGCGACCCC